Messenger RNA from Camponotus floridanus (Florida carpenter ant), 3299 nucleotides. It is a transcript of the gene kat80, whose product is annotated as katanin p80 WD40 repeat-containing subunit B1. Gene Ontology annotation, biological process: microtubule severing; microtubule depolymerization. Bases 156 to 2783 code for a protein of 875 amino acids. Gene Ontology annotation, molecular function: microtubule binding. The transcript has 15 exons. Lineage: Eukaryota; Metazoa; Arthropoda; Insecta; Hymenoptera; Formicidae. The record is from RefSeq and is a predicted model, not a curated record. Gene Ontology annotation, cellular component: katanin complex.
GCGAAAGGAAGAGGCGAGGAUUCCGAGCAGAAGAGAAGAGACGGUUGCUGCUGAUAAACAUGUUACGUCCGCGCGAAAGGAGAUCGUACGACGUGCGUCAAUCGAAAUCUCGAGCUGUCGUAGCUACCAAAUAAGUCCGCGCGCGCGGCACGAAGAUGGCCUCGUCGACGAGGAGAUCCUGGAAGCUCCAGGAAUUUGUUGCCCAUACACCAAAUGUCAAUUGCCUGGCAUUAGGCCACAAAUCUGGUCGUGUUUUAGUAACUGGUGGUGAUGAUAAGAAAGUAAACCUAUGGGCUGUUGGAAAGCAGAACUGUAUUAUGAGCCUGAGUGGCCAUACUACUCCCAUAGAAUGUGUUCGCUUUGGCCAGACGGAAGAUCUUGUAUGCGCUGGCUCACAGACAGGUGCAUUGAAGAUUUGGGACCUAGAACAUGCCAAAUUAGCACGCACAUUAACAGGACACAAAUCUGGAAUACGUUGCAUGGACUUCCAUCCUUAUGGGGAAUUGCUUGCUUCCGGGAGUUUGGAUACGGCAAUUAAAUUAUGGGAUAUUCGCAGAAAAGGCUGUAUCUUUACAUACAAGGGGCAUAAUAGGACUGUGAAUAGCUUAAAGUUCAGUCCUGAUGGACAAUGGAUUGCCAGUGCUGGAGAGGAAGGAAUGGUUAAACUGUGGGACCUAAAAGCUGGUAGACAACUGAGAGAAUUUUCAGAACAUAGAGGUCCAGCUUCAACCGUCGAGUUUCAUCCGCACGAAUUCCUAUUAGCCAGUGGCAGUGCCGACAGAACGGUACACUUCUGGGACUUGGAGUCAUUUCAACUUGUAUCUUCCACAGAACAGAGUUCUUCAGCUAUACGGUGCUUGUAUUUUAGUCAAGGUGGGGAAUGUCUGUUCGUUGGUAGUCAUGACGUUUUAAAGGUUUAUGGCUGGGAACCAGGCAGAACGUUGGAUACGAUACCCACUGGAUGGGGAAAAAUCCAAGACAUAGCCGUCGCUCAAAAUCAGUUGAUCGGCGCGAGUUUCCAUACCGCGAAUGUCAUUUUAUAUGUGUGCGACUUGAAGAAAAUCGCACCAUUGGGAGGAAUAUCCGCUGUCAGUUCGCCGUUUAGUCAUGGAAAUUCUCUGAGAAAGAGCUUCUCCAGGGAACGACCGAUCGGAUUGAAGAAACACACACUAGACGUACGAACGAUAGAAGAAGCGGACAAGUCCGGUACAGAUCCGGAAGAUGAAGCCACCUACGCGGAUAUACCUAACGUAACCGAGUACAGGGACAUUUUCCAGCCGAAUAGGGCGUUGUCUCGCACACCACCUCCCGAAUCCUCCGAGGCUUUCCAGGAGCCUCAUGAUAUAGAUCCGACACAACCACAGAUAUUACAAAAUCUCUCUACCUCAAUGUCGAACUUGAGCACAAUGGAACGCGAGGAAGUGCCGCCGAUGUCAUUGCCCUCCUCGCCACCUCCUCCGGCGCCUACGUUGUCCCUGAUGAAGCCGAUACCGGUACCGGUACGCGUUCAGCCAAUUAAGUCGUCGCCGCCAAUUCAGAGAAAUCCAAUCACAUCAACGAGUCAGAUUAGGGCGAAUCUACAGGCGAAUAAUGGCCUUAACCAACGAUCCUCCAAGAACUUCGCGUCCAUACCACCGUUGAGACAGAACAUCACACCGCUUCCGGGCAAGAGGAUAAGUACCACUGAUCAAACAGUGCCGACACCACCCUUAGGGCCGCAAAGAUCGAAUUCGACUCUGACGCCGCGCGUUGCGCCGAUGGCCGCGGUAAUUCCCGUGAUGGACGAUGGCAAACUGAAGAAUAGAGUACCUAGCCCAGAUUCUCCGAAGUAUUAUUUGAAAAGGCAGAAUAGCAGAGACGGAGAACAACAAGGAUACGAAAGCGAUUAUCCUGUACAAAUUAAUAAUAUAAGGCACAGUCCAUCCGAUCCCGCGCUGAAUAGGCCAAACACUGCGCAAUCGAGGUCGACGUCGCUCAAUCGAAACUUCGCUACCUCAACCGUGUUGUCGGCACGCAACGUCUCCACGACCACGUCGUUAUCCACAAGGAAGCCACCUAACAAGGCACAGAUUUCACCGAAUCCUAAAAUCGACAUUCGCGUCUCGCAGAUAAGAAACAAUGUCGAAGAAACGGACAAGGAGGAAUUAGUGCCGAUGAGCGCUGACAAGCCUUACGGUUUGGACGUGGAAAAUUUCCUACCGCACAGUUACACUGGUUCCACAUCAUUAGGUUAUUCUCAAAUAGGCGUGCUGACAGAAAUGUCGGAGGCCGAAGUGUUGAACAGCAUGAUGCGCAGCCAUGACUCGAUGAUGGCGGUACUUAAAAAUCGGCAUCGCUCAUUACAAAUUAUAUAUUCUUUUUGGCACAAUAAAGAUCUCAAGACCGCGGUGGAAACUGCGGUCGCAAUGAACGACUUGGCAAUCAUCGUGGAUCUCUUGGGCAUUCUCACAUUAAAACCAGCGAUGUGGAAUUUGGAUCUAUGCAAUUGUUUAUUGGGUCCCAUUAGCGAUCUCCUUCAAAGUAAAUACGAAAUGUACAUAACAGUAGCUUGCUCGGCGUUGAGACUUAUCCUUCGUAAUUUCGCACCGGUGAUAAAAUCCAACGUGGAAGCGCCCCUUCAUACGAUCGGCGUCGACGUGUCGCGAGAGGAACGGUACCACAAGUGUCUCUCUUGCUACGAGAAGCUAUCGGCGAUACGAGCGAUUCUGUUGAAGAAGCAAUCGACUGGCAAACUCGGCGCCUCGUUCCGCGAGCUGGCUGUACUCAUCAGGAACCUUGAGUGACCGAAGCUGCGUCGUCUGAGACCCUCGUGAAUUCGACCGCCAAUAUCGUCGUCGGUCAAUCAUCGUCGGUUUCAUGCUGAUGACGAGGGUUUGAUCGUCAUGACAGCGUGAAACAAACAUCGAGAAGCAGCAAUGAAACCCACUGUCACCUCGUAUCGAGGAAGACGCGUUUAUAAAAAUUUAUUCUUGUUGCUGCUAUUGCCGCUUUUUCCGCUGCCGUCGAUCGAUCGUCUCUUCUUCGUCAUUGUUAUUCUCGCGGCUGCACCAAUUUCCGAACAAAAUUGCGAGAUUCAUUCUUUACUCAUUCGAACGGCCGAACGAGUCGUGAAAUUUGUCGUUAUUGAUGGAAAAAAAGAGAGCGAGAGAGAAAGAGUAUCAGUGAAGGUAAGGAAAAAAGUUUGAUAAAAAACGAAGUUAGCUGAAAGGCGAUUGAAAGCGAAGAAAGACUGUCAUUAAAUGUGUUUAAUAUACUGAAGCACCAGGAGAGCCCAUCUUAUUUUACAAGUAUAUAAAUUU